CAAGGCACACAUACACGGGCAUAAUUUCCGAUAGAACGCUCGCGAGUUGAUGUCGAAAUAGUUUUUUUACUCACCCCGACACGACGUUUCGCGACGUUUAUUCAACUCAGUUUCCGUGUAGAUAGUCGUGUGCAGUUUAAAGGCUAUUAUAAUAAAAUGUGCAUUUCUAAGAUGGCGAAAACAUAAUUUAUGCCCGGAGUAAACUGGUCCAGUUUCAUGAAAUCAUACAGGUGAGCAGAAACCGCAAAAUAUUUAUUGAAACGACAAUGUGCAAGGUCUUGUCUCGAGAACGACACGUCUGAUAGAGCGAAGUGGAAGAAAAGUACGAAGAAGACAGACCCCACCAAUAGUAAAUGCCAAGGAGAGAGAGAGAGAGAGAGAGAAAUUCCUAUCAAAAAUGGCUACUUGCUCACUUCCUUCCUAGACAUACCUAACUUAUCUAAAACGGGUGUAAUAGCAAGAUGAGCAACGCCACCCUCUCACAAACGUUGGCCACUGCAGGAGUGGAAGCUACCCUACCACUUAUUCAUCUAGCACAAAUAUUCUUCAGUCUUCUGACAUACCUAAGAGGAUCCUCAGACGGAUAUCCUAAACAGGCUAAUGUAUAUGAUGGUCAACAAUUCGACUUUAUCAUUGUUGGUGCUGGAUCUGCUGGUUGUGUGCUUGCUAACAGAUUGACUGAGAUAUCCAAUUGGACUGUACUUUUGGUUGAAGCUGGUGGUGAUCCUGAUUUGACUUCUGAAAUCCCAGGCUUAUAUCCCAUAGCGGAUCAUUCCAAAAUAGACUGGGGUUAUUAUUCGGAAAACGAUGGCUAUUCUGGACAGGCACAUCCAACUAAGACUGUUCGAUUACCAAGAGGUAAAAUGGUGUCAGGAUCUAGCGGCAACAACUACUUGUUUUAUGUCAGAGGAAACAAAGCUGAUUAUGAGAAUUGGGUCGAUCUUGGCAAUGCUGGCUGGGAUUGGAAAACUGUUCUUCAUUACUUUAAGAAAAGUGAGCGUUUAAAUAAUAUGCCAAUCUCUAAAAGCGACUCAGCUAAGUUGCACGGAUAUGACGGCCCUCUAGGAGUAACUUUUCCAGACUGGUGGUCACAAACCAAAAAUUUCUUAAAUUCCUUUAAAGAAAUGGGACACAAAAUAAUACUAGAUUACAAUGGGCAUGAUCAGUUUGGAUAUUCUUUCCCCCAAUUUACCAUUGACAAUAAUGUGAGACAGAGCACCGGUGAAACAUUCAUAAAAGCAGCUAAGAAUCGCUCGAAUUUAUAUUUGUUGAAGAACACUUUGGCACGGAAGGUUAUAUUUAAAAAUAAAGUUGCAAUCGGAGUUGAAGUUCAAUUACCAGAUAAAACAAUCAUAAUAGUGAAAGCUACAAAAGAAAUAAUAUUAUCUGCAGGUGCUCUAAAUACACCUCAGUUACUAAUGUUAUCUGGAGUAGGGCCAAAAGAUCAUUUAAAAGAAAUGGGAAUAAAAGUUGUUUUAAAUUCACCCAACGUAGGAAAAAACAUGAAAGACCAUGUGAUGCCACCUAUAGCAUUUACUGGAAAGAAGAGUGUAUCUUCUAUUACCCAGAAUAUUGGGAUUAUUACUGGUUUAAAUUAUUAUCCUGUAAGUAUGAUUGGGCAUGUAGCCCUGAAUAAGUCGCAAGAUUAUCCAGACUAUCAAGCUUGUGCAUACCCUCUUCCAGCCUCAGCAUGGAGUUUACCAGUUCUUUGCGGAUAUAUAUUUAAAUUAGAAGACCAUAUGUGCGAAGCUUUGGUGAAAGCUGGUCAACUGCGAGAAACAUUAUUCACGUAUAUUCCUCUCUUACAUCCAGAGUCAGUAGGUGAAGUAAAAUUGAGGAGUAAUGACCCUGAAGAUAGUCCUAUGAUUUAUACAGGAUAUUAUUCCAAUCCAAAUGAUUUAGAUAAACACGCUCGAAGUGUAGUAGACUUCGUGAAAAUUGUCAAUACUACUUACUUCAGGAGUAUUAACUCUGAGAUUAUAGAUUUGAAGGUGACACAAUGUGAUCAUUUGGAGCUAUGGAGUUUUGAAUAUUGGAAAUGUUAUAUUCUGAAUACUGCUACAACAGUCUACCACUUCAGUAGUACUUGUGCAAUGGGACCACAAGGAAAAGGAGUUGUAGAUGAAAGAUUGAGAGUAAGAGGCCUCCAGGGUUUGAGAGUAAUAGACGCAAGUAUCAUGCCAGACAUUCCAGGAGGUAAUACUAAUGCCCCAGUAAUAAUGAUUGGAGAAAAAGGAGCCGAUAUGAUCAAAGAAGAUCAUGGGUGUAAAACAAAUUAUAGAAGAAACUAUUCUUAAACAACUCUCAUGUGCUUUUUUUAAUGAAAUACUUAACUUUACUUAACUUUAAGAAUAUUUUUUUUUAUUUAUACUGAAAAAAAAGAAAAAGAAUAAGGUUAUAUUUUAUUUAAUUUCUUGUCAAAACGCUCAGUUUUGUUCAUGCAAUAAUUGAACUAAGUAAUUAAGAUAAUGCUUAGGAUACCGGAAUUUACAUAAUAGCUACUACAAAUACGCAUGCCCAUGUUUGAACGUACUAAAAAGGAAAUAAUUUGCCACGAGCACAAUUUACGCAGCAAAAUUGAGGUCUAAUAAAAGGAAAAACAUGUCGUUUGAAAGACCAAUAUAAAAAGCAACUUUCUUUUGCGUCGACGUUUUUCGAGCGUUGAUAAAUUGUCAUUUUCCGACGUCAUAAUGUACAGCGCCUUACAAUGUUAUUAGGAGCAUGCAAAACAUACACGUAGUUAUGGAAGGCUUUAUUAAGAUUAGGCGACGUCUGUAUCGAACAAAUCAAUCAUUUGAUAAAUGACAUUCUCGAGAAAGAAGUCUGGAAAAUAUAUUGUGCUUUUAUAUAUGGUACACAAUAUUUAUAAUAAAAUUAUGAUGAUUACUUUCUUUAUUGUAAAGAAAUGAAUUAGUUAUUUGUGAGCGUAGGUUAUUGAACUGAAAAAUAAGAUCAUUAUUUUCCUAAACUGAUUUGUAUUCAUAUAUUUCGGAAAGUAAUUGGUUAUAGAAGUAUUUGUAAAUUGAGUGUAGGUUUUUGCCUACUUAAUCUUUGAAAAUAUUCUGUGGAAA
Pectinophora gossypiella (pink bollworm) is the source of this 3071-nucleotide messenger RNA. Its product is annotated as ecdysone oxidase-like. Lineage: Eukaryota; Metazoa; Arthropoda; Insecta; Lepidoptera; Gelechiidae. The transcript is spliced from 6 exons. The record is from RefSeq and is a predicted model, not a curated record. Gene Ontology annotation, molecular function: ecdysone oxidase activity; flavin adenine dinucleotide binding. The coding region runs from base 462 to 2297 and encodes 611 amino acids.